AUGGAUGCUCGGGACUUCUUGCAGCUGAGGCCGCAUGCAGGAGAGGAGCUGAGGCUGGAGGAUAUCAUCGAUGUGAAUGAGUUUGAGAUCGCGGAGGCCAUCCUGAAUGGAAAGGCGGCGCUGCUCGGUCAGAACAUCGGCUCGUGCCAUCUCUUCGGGUUGUGCCUUCAUUUCGGCCACCACGGAACAGCCGCCGCUCUGCUGGCCCAUGGCGUUCCAGGCUGUGAGCUGGAGGUCCGCCACUUGGGACCGUUCGCAGGGCGUGCGCGCCCACCACAAUUCGCAGAGUGCACCUGUGGGAGCAGUUGGCACACGUGCCCAAGCUGUUGUUACGGCUUCGACACCGAAACGCACUCGUGGAUGGUUGACUGGGAUGCGGCACUGACCCAUGCAGUCGAAGCUGCGGAGGUUGCAGCGGCGCGCCCCACAGCUCGCAUGGUUUCAAAGGCCCUCCGAAACGGCCAAUCUCUACCCAACCUGAAGGUUUCGAAGGAGGCAAGCGCCCGACUCCUGGACAUCGCAAUUCUGAGUGGAGACAGGGCAUUGGCAGAGGAGCUAGCUGCAACUAGCAUGCAUCGACCACUCAGGCGGUGGGUCUGGCAGGAUGUAUUCGACGAAUAUUUGGACGAGAGGGGCUAUUGGUUAGUUGUCCAGGAUUCGAAAGUCAUUGAGUCAGCUGUGGCUGUGGGCGCUUCCCUUGCCUGCCUGAAAGCUCCACGGCCGUCGUCUUUCCAGGAGAUGCCUUUCCGUGUGGCAGUUGCACUGUAUGACUACGAGCUAUGGAAGCAAAUCGGGGAGUUCCUGCCAGAAGAACCAGCUGCCAGUUCAUGGGCUCCUUUACAAACACAAAACAUGUUGGCGGCAACCGCGCUAUGCACAGUGAGUUGUGACCGCUUUCAGAUUGCAGUUUGUGAGCGAAGGCUGCUUGAAAUGGGCAUGGCUUGUCCUGCUUCUGCGAAGUACUUGACUACCUUCUCUUUUCUUGUGGGCUGCAAUUGCGCACCGUAUGAGCAGCUUGCUUAUCUCACGCUUCUUGAUCUAUGCCUAUUAUGUGGUCACAGUACCGGAGCGCGGCUUUGCAUGUCACUGGGACUUACGGAGAUGUCCAGGUGGACACAGAGCUUGUGCUUGGAUCACCUGCUCUUUGCAUGUCCAGUCUGUGGCGAAAACGGUGCUCCUGAAGACUACUUCUUGCUAGCGCCCUUCGAGAAGCGACAGGCAGCAGCACGCUCAGCUCUGCAACCGUCUUUGGAAGCAGCAUGGCAGCAUGCUCGAUGCGAGAUGGGCAUCAACCUUUCGCAAGCCAUGCGUUCAUGGGCAUGCGGACGGGUGGUUCCGCAAUCUGUUCUCAAUCAUGUCCUGAGUUUUGCAGCUGUCAGACCAGGGCUUCUCAAGGUUAUUGACGGGCGUGAGACGGAAUUGCUGCAUGGUAUCCAGUCAAGCCCAAUUACUAUUGAUUUCUUUGCAGAGCGAAUGGCAAAGGCGGCCGCAGAGCAGCGUUCUGCCAACUGCCAGCAGGUGGAUGCCCAAAAUGGGCAUGAUGAUGAUGCUCCUGGUUUCCCGAGUGUGGAGGAGAACCCUCUUGCCUUCAGGGUGGACGAAAGCGCACAUGCCGCAGGUGCGAAGGCAAGUGGCCCUGACCAAGAUUCAACUAACGAUCUCCUCACAGCGAUUCGCAACAGCAAGGACGACGCACCGCCGUUGAGCGGGGACGGCGUGGUGAUCUUCAGGUUCAGACGGAGGUCCAACACGGAGGACGUCAACAACAUUCUCUUUGACCCUAACGGGCCACUCACAGAUCUGCACAGAAGGGUCUUAGAGGCAGGCUGCGAGGUGGCUCCAGGCUGGUGCCCGGCCAAAGCCCUUUUCGUGCCGCUGACCCAACAGCAGCUGGGGGAGCUCUUGCAGCCGGAGGCUCAAGGCAGUAUCUACGAACUGGGAGGUCGUGAUGUGCUGGCGCUAAAGUCUGAUGCAGACAUGCUCAACGGAGCCUUCCGAAAGAUCCGCCGGAAGGAUCGCCCCAAGCUCCGUCGCGAAGCUCCCCACGAAUCAAAUCCGGACGGCGAUGGCAGUGACGACAGCAAUGGUGAGCCCUUGGCCAUGAUGCAAGGAGGGCUCCGCACGGACUCCAGUUUGGGAUUUCCGAUGUACAGCGAUGCCAUGACUCUGUGA
Symbiodinium natans is the source of this 2172-nucleotide messenger RNA. The record is from the annotation of a GenBank genome assembly. NCBI's taxonomy places the organism in Eukaryota, Dinophyceae, Suessiales, Symbiodiniaceae.